AUGAAAGAUGCUAAAUCAUACUUUCUAGGAGAUGGUGCAGGUCGGCAAUUCCGACGCAACCGGUGGAUAGCUAACGGCUCUCUUAGGCGUGCCGAAUCUCCAUUCUGGGCUGGUCGCAGUGUAUCACUCAAUCAAAGCUCCUCGAGAGUAUAUGGCUCAACCCCUGUCGUUGGUGCUGCAUACUCCCAUGCCGACAUCGUCCAGAGCGCAUUGUCUCACCAAAGAACCAAAACCCCGCCUCGGUUGGCAGGAAGCACCCACCAUGCUGGGUCCUACAUAACGAGCCGCUCGGCGAGCAUGGUCGCAUCACCACCUCGACAAUCAUAUCCUGGAUUACAGGCGAAUAGCUCGAAUGAGUGGGGCCGUGAUCCAGUGGACGACGACGAUCAAGAUGACGACGAUGACGAUGACGAAAUAAUUUAUGAUGACGACGAAGACGAAUUCGGAUUGCCUAGUCUUGCCAGUAUGAGACGGAAGAAAAACACGUCUUUGAAGUCCGGAAACAUUGACUUGGACAUUUCGACGAAAGGAAACCCUUCAUCCUUGGGAUACGGACUUGCGGCUGCGUCAAGGCAGCGCGCCAACAGCGCCGAUAUUGCUGAAGAACGCGGAACACCAAUGUACCCAACUGCGCGAAAAACGGAAGGCAAGAUUUUGCGACCACAGUACAAAGAUAUUCUUCAAGAUCCUGCGAAUGCGCUCAACUUGAUUAACCACUCAGCCCCACCUACCAAUGCUUCUCCAAAGGAUAGAGAGAUUCACUCUAGCCGCAUAACUCGCAUUAAUAAGUUCAAGCGCAUUCUACAGGCGAGUACGGUAUCGCUCACCGAGCUCCGCGAUCUGGCAUGGUCUGGGGUCCCUGAGGAAGUGCGUCCAAUGACUUGGCAGCUACUGCUUGGAUACUUGCCCACGAACAGCGAACGUCGUAUCUCGACCCUUGAGCGAAAGCGCAAGGAGUACCUCGACGGAGUGCGCCAGGCAUUUGAACGGGGCAGCGGAACCGCUGCGAAUCCGCCCACUCCUGGCGCCGGACGUGGACGAGGUCUCGACGAAGCCAUCUGGCACCAGAUCAGCAUUGACGUUCCGCGUACGAGUCCGCAUAUCCCACUCUAUGGAUACGAGGCCACGCAGCGGUCCCUUGAACGCAUACUCUAUGUAUGGGCCAUCCGCCAUCCAGCAAGUGGCUAUGUCCAGGGUAUCAAUGAUUUGGUCACCCCGUUCUGGCAGGUAUUCCUAGGAGUAUACAUCACUGAUCUCAACGUCGAGUCAGGCAUGGAUCCUGGUCAACUGCCGCGGAGUGUCUUGGAUGCUGUCGAGGCUGACACUUUCUGGUGCCUGACCAAACUACUCGACGGCAUUCAAGAUAACUACAUCUACGCUCAGCCCGGCAUUCACCGCCAAGUGAGAGCUCUACGUGACCUCACGAAGCGCAUUGAUUCCGCGCUAGCCAACCAUCUAGAACAAGAAGGCGUGGAAUUCAUGCAAUUCAGUUUCCGAUGGAUGAAUUGUUUGCUUAUGCGGGAAAUGAGCAUUCGGAACACGAUAAGGAUGUGGGACACGUAUAUGGCCGAGGAGCAGGGCUUCUCUCGAUUCCACUUGUAUGUAUGCGCUGCCUUUUUAGUGAAGUGGACCGACCAACUUGUCAAGAUGGACUUCCAGGAGGUUAUGAUGUUUCUACAGGCACUACCCACAAAGGACUGGACCGAGAAGGAUAUUGAGCUCCUUUUGAGCGAGGCCUUCAUCUGGCAAAGCUUAUUCCAGGAUUCACGCGCUCAUCUUCGGCCAACAGGAAAUGAACCUCCUGAGAACGGUAUCUUCUAUUGA
Messenger RNA from Penicillium diatomitis, 1824 nucleotides. Its product is annotated as GTPase-activating protein GYP1. Gene Ontology annotation, cellular component: Golgi apparatus. NCBI's taxonomy places the organism in Eukaryota, Fungi, Ascomycota, Eurotiomycetes, Eurotiales, Aspergillaceae. The transcript is spliced from 7 exons. Gene Ontology annotation, molecular function: GTPase activator activity. Gene Ontology annotation, biological process: activation of GTPase activity. The coding region runs from base 1 to 1824 and encodes 607 amino acids. The record is from RefSeq and is a predicted model, not a curated record.